This is a messenger RNA of Neodiprion fabricii, 1443 nucleotides long. RefSeq lists its product as uncharacterized. The transcript is spliced from 3 exons. The coding region runs from base 1 to 1443 and encodes 480 amino acids. The record is from RefSeq and is a predicted model, not a curated record. Lineage: Eukaryota; Metazoa; Arthropoda; Insecta; Hymenoptera; Diprionidae.
AUGCUAGACACUGGAAUCGUUCUCACAGCUACAGUUAGACUCACAUCGAAAAAAACAGAAGAGAGGACAGUGAAGCAUAUAAGCGCGGAAGAAAGAAUCCGGCGGGGAACGCGCACAUUCAGAUCGUGCAGGGUCCAAACGGCGAUACAGGAGGAAAGGGCCACGCCUGCUAAUAGGGCCAAGACCAUCGACCACCCUAGGCAAGGAGCCUUCAGCUACGCAGAGGCGGCCAAGGCUAAGGUACAGACGAGGACCCCGCCGUCGCAUACCACACCCGUGGCCACCGCUAUUGCGACGGCCAGCGGAGGAAGAAAGAGAACCAAAACACAAGCGGUAGGGCAAAUCCCCGAGCAAGAAGGAAGUAAGAAGGGACAGCGAAGGGGAUUCGCGGUAAUGGUCAGGGUCGAGGGGGAGGGGUACGAAAGAACCCUGGAGAGAAUCAAAAGGGACGUUCCACCACCGGAAGGCGGGGGCCUGCGGAGCAUCAGAAGGAGUAGGGACGGGUCCCUCCUGAUGGUAUGCGAGGAGAUGCCAACGGCCAAGAAAAUGGCGGACUUGGUGGCCACAAAGCUAGGAGAGGGGGCCGACGUCAAGAUACUGGGCGACAGGGUAAUAAUCAAGAUUCGCGGGCUGGACGCACUAGUGCAGGCGGAAGACAUCCGAACCGCACUCAUCAAUGAGAUACCCACGGAAAAGGACGACAGCGACCAGAUAGAAGUUAUAAGGAUUAUCACCUACCCGUGGAAUGAGAAAGCCGCCAUCGUGAAAAUCAGUCGGCGCACCUUACAGGCCUUGAAUGGGAGAGCCAACAUGAGAAUAGGCUGGACCAUGGCCAGAAUCAUUGUAGGCCCGCAAGGGGUACGAUGCCGUAACUGCAAUAGAUACGGGCACAAGGAGGAGGUGUGCCGUGGCCCUGGAGGGCAGGGACAGCGCGGAAACCUGGCAAAAGGGACAGAGCGCAAUAGGAUCCCACAGGGAAUUUCCCCGCGGGGGACGUGCCAAGAGGUCGCGGAGUUUGACAGUCUGGUAGAGCAGGGGACCACCCCAGUGUCGAAUAGUACCAGGAACGAGGUGUCCCCAACCGGCACCGGGCUGCAACAACAACAACCCGGAACAGAAAAUGGCGGCAGAGGCUUGGGCAGGUGGUAUAGUAGUAAUGACGGGAAAGCCAGCGUCGUUAUUAUAAAUAAAAACCUGUCCGCAAAAAAGCUGGUGGCGGGCAGGGCAUAUGUGGUGGUCGAAGUAGACAGAAUAGUAAUUGUAAGCUGUUACCUCGCACCAAAUGAAAAAUGGAGGGAUUACGGAAGACAGGUGGCCGAAAUAGAAGACACACUGCGAGCCAUACUUCACGAGGGUCCGACCAAUAGAAAGAGACGUGGGGUCAUCCUGGCUGGAGACCUGAACUCCAAAUCAAGGGUAUGGACUGACAGGACCGACCGGUGA